Naegleria lovaniensis is the source of this 1452-nucleotide messenger RNA. RefSeq lists its product as uncharacterized. The transcript is spliced from 3 exons. The coding region runs from base 1 to 1452 and encodes 483 amino acids. The record is from RefSeq and is a predicted model, not a curated record. Gene Ontology annotation, biological process: proteolysis. Gene Ontology annotation, cellular component: cytoplasm. Lineage: Eukaryota; Heterolobosea; Eutetramitea; Acrasida; Naegleriidae. Gene Ontology annotation, molecular function: calcium-dependent cysteine-type endopeptidase activity.
AUGACGUCAUACAUCAUUAAGGAUACGAUCCGAGAUUUUAAAGCAAAAUAUGGACAUCUUGAUGGCAAGUCCCCACAAUACCAAUCAACGUUUCAAUCAUUGUUCAAGUGGGAAUUAGCCAUGGAUAAUGCCAUAGCUUUGGCAAAGCCUCCACAUGUCGAUCAUUAUAUGAACUAUGUGAAAAAGGUCAACUCGGAUUUUGAAUCAAGCCUUAACACUUGGUUUCCAUCAUGUUGUGAAACGUUAGAUAAGGAAGACAAAAUUUUGAAGGAAUGGUACAGUCAUCCAAACAUUCCUGACUUCAUGAGCAUGACCAAACAAGAACUCAUUGAAGUUUGCAAAAAAAUACCUCCUCAUCCGCGGUUGGAUGCUUCAAUUCAGGGAGUGAUUAACUGUAUUGAAAAGUGUGACAAGUUGUUGCAAUACAUCAAGUUGGUGAAGGAUUAUUAUUGCAUUUCAAAUGGAGUAUUUAAUCCAACAAAAGAGCUUGCUGAAAGAAUCCAACGACGCAAUUCAAAUUCAAUGUUUGUUGACAGCGACAUGAAUACUGAUUGGGAUUUUUAUGAAAAAGUUUCUGCUUGGUUGCGACCAUGUGAAUUAUGUGACGAUCCUCAAUUGUUCUUUGAAGGAGUCGACAUUCAAGAUGUACGACAAGGGGUGUUAGGAAAUUGUUAUUUUUUGGCAGCAGUUUCGAAUUUAGCGUACCGAAAUCCUCGAAUUAUUAAGGACAUGUUCAAAGAGUAUGACACGAAACAAGGAAAAGUAAUUGUUCGAUUUUGGAAAGACGGAAAAGAAGUUUUAGUCACCAUUGAUGAUCGUCUUCCUUUUGGUGGAUGGGGCAAAGUUUUAGGAGCAAGAUCUGCAACUGUCAAUGAAUUUUGGAUUAGCCUGUUGGAAAAAGCAUUUGCCAAGUUUAUGGGAAGCUACAAGCUCAUUGGACAUGGAGGUCAAUCGGACGUUGCUUUCUGCUAUUUGACAGGAGCACCUCCAGCGUCUGGUCUGACCGUGACACCAAACUCUAAUCAACUCGAUGUUUGGCGCUUCUUAAUGGAUGUCUACAAACGAGGCGAUGUCAUCUUUGUUUAUUCUCCUCAAAAUUACAAGGAAAUCGAAAAGGUUAGCGGAAUUAAGGAAUAUCAUGCAUACGCCAUUUUAGAUUUGGUUAAAGUAGAAGACGAAGAUAAGAUACAUCGUUUGGUCAAAUUAAUGAAUCCUUGGGGUUUCAUGGGAAGCGAAUUUACAAAAGAACAAAUCAAGCAAAAUUUUUCUAGUCUCGAAUGGAAUGGUCGUUAUUCGGAUCACAGUACGGAAUGGACCCCACGACUCAUCAAGAGAUUGAGUGUCGAGUUCAAAGAUGAUGGGGUAUUUUGGAUGUGCAUUGAAGAUUUCAUUCAUCAUUGGAGAGAUGUCAAAGUCAACAAAUUUUCUCAAGUUUAUGAUUCGUUUUAUUGA